GGCCGCGGCGGCGGCGGCGGCGAGGUCAAGAGCAACAAGAAGGACUGGGCGAGCGUCGCCCGCGGAGCCGCCCGCUCCCCCUACGACGGCGGCCCACUCCUCGAGUCCAACGAGCCCUCGCUAUACGGGGGGAGCGACGAGGAGCUCUAGGAACGGCCGCCGAGCCCUUCCCGCAGCGCAACCCUAGCAGCGCAGCGGGCAGGGCGGCUCGCGCAGCGCGCGCGCGCGAUCGCGCAAGCGGCGCGCGAGAGCGAGCGAGCGAGCACACACACACACACACACACACACACACACACACACACACACACACACACACACACACACACACACACAUGUUGUACACAUGCACAGACACACAGCCCCUUCCCCUUCAAGGGCGAGGACACGCGCAGGGGUCGCACUUCUAGCGAGGCCCACAGAGUGGGAGACUCCUAUCACCGCCACUGCCACCCACGUGUCAGUCUGCCUGUGGUAGAAGAGACUGCCGGUGAGAAGUCGGAGGAAGGUCGCUAGUCGAGAGAGAUCGCCAGUGGAUAGGGAGUCCACCGUGCUGCGAGCCUGUCGCUGUCCCUUGUCAGGAGCAGGAGAACUAGGAGAGCGCAACCAGUAGGAGGCCCGCGCUUGCCCCCGUGCCGCCGGGUGCAACCUGUCCUAUACGAGAGAGGAAUCCCUGGGACCCUGUCGUGAGGGUGAACCCUGCCCAGCCCCCCUCCGUGUCGCGAUGCGCUCCCCGCUCCCGUUCCCCUGUGUCCCUGAUCGUCCUUACAAGAUCCUGCUCGUGCAGCGCGAACGGCCGAAGCGCGACGAGGCGCGUGGCGAGAUGUCAUACCCUCCAGUGGCCGAGGGCAUCCCCGUCGGCGACGUCGCGGGUGGCCAGGCGGCGCCACGAGUGCAGCGUCAGACCUCAGAGGGUUUCCUGCGCAACCUCGGCAUGCCGCCAGGGAUCAACGCCUCGUUCCUCCGCUCCAACGAGUCGUUCCCACUGCGAAUCUGGAUCAUCGACAACUCCGGCUCGAUGCAGACCACGGACGGCAAGCGCAUCAUGCGCGGACCCGGCGGGCGCGAGGGCGUGGUGGACGCCAGCCGCUGGGACGAGCUGGGCGAUUCUCUAAUCUGGCACGCCACGCUGGCGGCCAACCUGGGCGCGCCGACCGAGCUGCGGCUGCUCAACCCGCCCGGCGGCGGCUCGCCGCAGGUGCUGAGCGUCGGCAUGGGCGGCGACGCGGCGGCGGAGGUGGACGCCGUCAAGAAGCUGAUCAAAAGCGGACCCACCGGCCGCACGCCGCUGUGCGAGCAAAUUCGGCAGGCGACGGCUCGCAUCCAGGCCCAGGCGGACGUGCUCCGCGCCAACGGGCAGCGCGUCGUCGUCGUGAUAGCGUCGGACGGCGCGGCGACGGACGGCGACAUUGAGGUGGCGAUGCGGCCGCUGCAGUCUCUCCCGUGCUGGGUGGUGGUGCGGCUCUGCACCGACUCGGAGGACGUUGUGCGGUACUGGAACGCCGUCGACGAGGACCUCGAGCUCGACAUGGACGUGCUGGACGACUUGAUGGGCGAGGCGGCCGAGGUUGGCGAGAACAACGGCUGGCUGACCUACUCUGCGGCGCUGCACCGGCUCCGCGAGUGGGGCUGCGACGCGAAGGUGUUCGACGUGCUCGACGAGAAGAAGCUCUCCAUCCCCGAGAUGGCGAGCCUGGCGGAGGACCUCCCCAACCCGCAGCUCGACUGGGAGGGCUUCCUCAAGGGCCUCGAGGCGGUGCAAGCCUCGCUGCCAAAGGUGUGGGACCCGCUGCGCUCGCGCAAGGUGCCGUGGGUCGACGGCCGCAAGCUCGUCAAGGCGUACAAGAAGGGCGACGGCUGUGCAGUCAUGUGAGCUCGCAAACGUCAUGGGGCGUGGGACGCGCCGGGUGCCCGUCUCGCGCGUGAGGCCGGAAGGUCGGAGGGUGAGGGCCGGCGCCGUCGCACCAAAAGGCAAGGCCUAGGGAUGUUGAGUGGGGGGUGCGUGCACGCCAGGUGAUGUGUGCGCGCUGCAACAGGCAUGUCCAUGUGUCAGAACGGCGAGGAUUGGAGGAAACGAAGAAGUUGGAAGCUGGAUA
This is a messenger RNA of Emiliania huxleyi CCMP1516, 2093 nucleotides long. RefSeq lists its product as hypothetical. The record is from RefSeq and is a predicted model, not a curated record. Bases 722 to 1870 code for a protein of 382 amino acids. The transcript has 4 exons. NCBI's taxonomy places the organism in Eukaryota, Haptophyta, Isochrysidales, Noelaerhabdaceae.